CUCGGGGCCAUGGAGUCUCAGGUGGCGGGGGGCCCGGCUGGCCCGGCCCUGCCCAACGGGCCACUCCUUGGUACAAACGGAGCCAGUGAUGACAGCAAGACCAACCUCAUCGUCAACUACCUGCCCCAGAACAUGACCCAGGAUGAGUUCAAGAGUCUCUUUGGCAGCAUUGGUGACAUUGAGUCCUGCAAGUUGGUUCGGGACAAGAUCACAGGGCAGAGCCUCGGCUACGGGUUUGUGAACUACUCUGACCCCAACGAUGCAGACAAAGCCAUCAACACCCUCAACGGCCUCAAACUGCAGACGAAGACCAUCAAGGUGUCCUAUGCCAGACCCAGCUCCGCCUCCAUCCGGGAUGCGAACCUGUACGUCAGCGGGCUCCCCAAGACCAUGAGCCAGAAAGAGAUGGAGCAGCUCUUCUCCCAGUACGGCCGCAUCAUCACUUCUCGCAUCCUGGUGGACCAGGUCACAGGUGUCUCUCGGGGUGUGGGAUUCAUCCGCUUUGACAAGAGGAUCGAGGCCGAGGAGGCUAUCAAAGGACUGAACGGGCAGAAGCCGCUGGGUGCGGCCGAGCCCAUCACGGUCAAGUUUGCCAACAACCCGAGUCAGAAGACCGGGCAGGCCCUGCUCACUCACCUCUACCAGUCCUCCGCCAGGCGCUACGCAGGCCCCCUGCACCAUCAGACACAACGCUUCCGGCUGGACAAUUUGCUCAACAUGGCCUACGGAGUCAAGAGUCCCCUGUCGCUCAUCGCCAGGUUCUCACCCAUCGCCAUCGACGGCAUGAGCGGCCUCGCGGGCGUGGGCCUGUCAGGGGGCGCGGCGGGCGCUGGCUGGUGCAUCUUCGUGUACAACCUGUCUCCGGAGGCGGAUGAGAGUGUGCUGUGGCAGCUGUUCGGGCCCUUCGGGGCAGUCACCAAUGUCAAGGUCAUCCGCGACUUUACCACCAACAAGUGCAAGGGCUUCGGCUUUGUCACCAUGACCAACUAUGACGAGGCGGCCAUGGCCAUCGCCAGCCUCAACGGCUACCGCCUGGGCGAGCGCGUGCUGCAGGUGUCCUUCAAGACCAGCAAACAGCACAAGGCCUGAGCCACCGCCGCCCUCCCCACCCUUCCCGGGCAGCAGAGACAGAGAGAGAGAGCGAGAGCGAGAGCGAGAGAGAGAGAGAGAGAGAGAGAGAGAGAGAGAGAGAGAGACUGAGAGAGAGAGAGAGAGAGAGAGAGAGACAGGGGCCCGAGAGAGACAGCGCAGGCAGACCACGGACGGCACGAGGGCCCCGUGUCCCUGCAGAAGCCACAGGGUGAGCACUCGGUGGGAGGGUCUGCAGGGAAUGGGAGGGCUCCUGGGGGUCCCCCACCCCGUCCUCCUGCCCCUCCCCCCCAGGCUGGGCUGUUCACUCUCUCGUCUUGGUUUUGUUCAUGGUGAAGGUUUUUGUUUCCUUUUUCGGCUAAAGUGAAAGCAGAGAUGUGCCCCCAGCCCACCCUCAACCACCCUCCGUGGAUGGCUUGGAGAAGGGGUGCUGGGGGUGCCCUCCCAGGCCCCCUUGCCCAGGCCUCCCCAACACCUAGGUGAGCCUGAGAGGGGGGAACAGGUUUAA
Physeter macrocephalus (sperm whale) is the source of this 1597-nucleotide messenger RNA. RefSeq names its product ELAV like RNA binding protein 3 (gene ELAVL3). The record is from RefSeq and is a predicted model, not a curated record. The transcript has 6 exons. Gene Ontology annotation, molecular function: RNA binding. Lineage: Eukaryota; Metazoa; Chordata; Mammalia; Artiodactyla; Physeteridae. Gene Ontology annotation, cellular component: ribonucleoprotein complex. Bases 10 to 1089 code for a protein of 359 amino acids.